Messenger RNA from Fusarium venenatum, 3024 nucleotides. Its product is annotated as glycoside hydrolase superfamily. Gene Ontology annotation, cellular component: vacuole. Gene Ontology annotation, molecular function: beta-galactosidase activity. Gene Ontology annotation, biological process: carbohydrate metabolic process. The record is from RefSeq and is a predicted model, not a curated record. Lineage: Eukaryota; Fungi; Ascomycota; Sordariomycetes; Hypocreales; Nectriaceae.
AUGAAGCUGUCCAAUCUCUUCCUGACUGCCCUUGCGGCCGGUAGCUGCCAUGCUACCAACAUCAUGCCCCGUGGUGGGCGGCCGUCCUCCAUCAUCAACAAUGCUCACAAGAGAGAACUUUUGCAAGACAUUGUCACCUUUGAUGAACACUCCCUUUUUAUCAAUGGUGAGCGUGUGACUAUGUUCUCUGCAGAAAUCCACCCUUUCCGUCUACCUGUGCCGUCGCUGUAUCUCGAUCUAUUCCACAAAGUCAAAGCAAUGGGCUUCAACAUGGUCUCUUUCUACGUCGACUGGGCUCUUUUGGAAGGUAAACCGGGCGAGUUCCGGUCCGAGGGGGCGUUGGAUCUACAACCCUUCAUAGACGCUGCCCAGGAAGCGGGUAUUUACCUUCUUGCUAGACCAGGGCCAUAUAUCAAUGCUGAAGUAUCUGGUGGUGGAUUUCCAGGCUGGUUGCAGAGGGUCAAAGGGUUCUUGAGGACCAACGCCACCGACUAUCUCGCUUCAACUGAUAACUAUGUUGCAAAGGUGGGGGCAAUCGUCGCAAAGGCCCAAAUCACCAAUGGUGGGCCCGUGAUACUUUAUCAGCCAGAGAACGAGUAUAGUGCCGCUCAAGGAACACCUUUUCCAAAUCACGACUACUUGGAGUAUGUCAACGACCAGGUCCGUAAGGCUGGUGUAGUUGUGCCUCUUAUCAACAACGAUGCGUGGCAAGGUGGUACCGGUGCUCCCGGAACUGGACCUGGAGCUGUUGACAUAUAUGGACAUGAUGGAUACCCCGUCGGGUUUGACUGCACGAACCCUUACAAGUGGCCAAAGGAUGGCUUACCAACGACUUGGCAUGCCGAACAUCUAGACAAGAGCCCCAACACUCCGUACUCGAUCAUUGAGUUUCAAGGCGGGGCUUUUGAUCCUCCCGGAGGCACCGGCUUUGACAAAUGCUAUGAACUAACCAACCACGAGUUUGCUCGUAUCUUCUACAAGAACAACCUUGCUGCAGGUGUGACAAUCUUCAACAUCUACAUGACAUGGGGAGGCACCAACUGGGGAAAUCUUGGCCACUCUGAUGGAUACACCUCAUACGAUUACGGUGCGGCUAUCAAAGAGGACAGAACAAUUACCCGCGAGAAAUAUUCAGAGAUCAAACUCCAAGGCCAGUUCCUCGCAGUUUCACCAAACUAUGCCGUAGCGACAGCAAGCAACUUCACAACGACUAAAUACACCAACAACGACAAGAUUGCCGUUACAGCGCUGACUACGAAGAAAGACGAUGCCUUCUACGUUGUGCGACACGCAGAUUAUCGAACAACAACCACCGCAUCGUACAAGCUCAAGGUAAAAACCUCUGCGGGACAAUUGACAAUUCCUCAACUCGGUGGCUCGCUUUCAUUGCAUGGCAGAGAUUCGAAGAUCCAUGUCGUGGAUUAUCCUGCUGGGGACUACAAAGUUUUGUAUUCCACUGCCGAAGUGUUCACAUGGAAAGACCUUGGUGACAAGACUGUUCUUGUAAUCUACGGCGGACCUAACGAGAUGCAUGAAGUUGCUGUCAAGAGUGACUCCAAACUCAAUGUCGUCGAGGGUGAUGGUAUCAAGACGGAGAGAAAAAAGGGAGCGACUGUCUUUCAGUUCACGACCAGCUCUAAGCGUCGGGUUGUUCAGAUCGGAUCUCUCCACGUCUACGUUUUGGACCGCAAUGCUGCGUAUAACUACUGGGUUCCUACACUACCAGAAAAGGGCGACCGCGCUGCCUUUGGAUCUUCUGUCAUGAACCCAAAGGCAGUGAUCCUCAAUGGUGCUUACUUGAUUCGUUCUGUCGCCAUCAAAGGGUCGAAACUUUCCGUACAAGCCGACUUUAACGCCACUUCGCCGUUGGAAAUCAUUGGUGCGCCAAAAGGAACUUCGCGACUUGUCAUCAACGGCAAAGAUACACCAUUCAAAAGGUCCAAGCUUGGAAACUGGCUCGUAAACCCAGCUGUCCAACUUCCUGAUGUCAAGAUAACUGAUCUGAAGUCUCUUGAAUGGAAGUACGUCGAUUCGCUUCCCGAGGUGAAGAAAGAUUACGAUGACGCUAAGUGGCCCGAUGCUGAUCUAAAGAAAACCUUCAACUCUAAAUGGCCGCUAAACAACUCUGUUUCUCUCUACGGAGGUGACUACGGCUUCCAUUCUGGCGCGCUCCUGUUUCGGGGGCAUUUUACUGCUGAUGGAUCGGAGUCCAAGUUCAAAGUCUGGACUUUUGGAGGUCUUUCAUACGGAAGUUCAGUAUGGUUAGAUGACAAGUUUCUUGGUUCAGUUGUCGGCACUGGACCUGGCAAUAAUGAUACGUCAACUUAUUACCUUCCCAAGACGCAAAAGGGCAAGAAAUAUGUUCUCACAGUUAUAGUGGAUAAUAUGGGAUUGAACGGCAAUUGGGUGCCUGGUUUGGAAGAAGGAAAGCAGCCGCGAGGUAUCAUUGACUGGUCUCUGAAAUCUAGCUCUGGUAAGGAGACUAAGAUCUCCAAGUGGAAGAUCACAGGCAAUCUUGGCGGAGAGGACCACAUUGACAAAUUUCGUGGUCCGCGCAACGAGGGAGGUUUCUUUUUCGAGCGCCAAGGCUAUCACUUGCCGUCCCCUCCUCUCAGCAACUUCAAAUCGGGCUCACCUUUCAAGGGCAUAUCACAACCAGGUGUGGCGUUUUAUACCGCGAACCUGAAAUUGAACCUUCCGUCUGACAAAUUCGACAUCCCGCUAUCCUUCGAAUUCAAGAACAACACUGCAAGCACCGGCUCUUACCGUGCGCUUCUUUACGUCAACGGCUUUCAAUACGGUAGAUACGUGAGUCACGUCGGCCCACAGUCAGUAUUUCCCGUUCCAGAAGGUGUUUUCAACUAUCAAGGCGACAAUUGGAUCGGCCUUGGUCUUUGGGCGUUAGACAAGGGCGCGAACGUUGAGGGGUUGAGCUUAAAGGCUGGCGUUCCUGUGCAGACUGGUCGAGAACCUGUCAAGUAUGUCAAGGGGCCCAAGUACGCUCAUCGUCGUGGGGCGUACUAG